CGUAUAGUCAGUACUGCGAAUACUUCUCGAAUCAAGUGCUUUAUCAAAAUCCAAGAUAAAAAUUUAUCAUGGUCUUUCCAGGUCCGGAACUCGAAACCUAUGUCUUUAGGACGGCACCGCAAUUAGACGCUGCCUGGCUUGCACAUGAAGAAGAGGCCAAGAAGAAAGGCCCCCCUAGAGUAUUCAGCAGUGUAGAAGAACGGCAACCGAUUUAUGCUCAGGAAUGUCGCGACUUAUAUGCUCAAGUUACGGCGCCUGGAACCCGAGAUCAUGAGCUCUCCCAAGGAGUUACGAAGCAAGAGUUCACUAUUCCCUCUUCUGUGGAUGGGCAUCCAAUCCCUGUCCUUCAGCUGGACCUUACAGGUACCGAAGCUGAGGAGCCGGAGAUUAUCGUCAUAUUUUACCACGGCGGUGGCUUGAGGGUUGGCGAAGCGGAUAGCGAAGAACUAUCGUGCAGGCAUAUUGUCAAGUCAGGCAUUGCCAGGAUUCGACUUUACUCGGUGGGAUAUCGCCUACUGCCUCAGAAUCCAGCUACCGUGUGUCUUUCUGACAGCUUGGAUGGAUUUCAUAAACUCCACAAUCCAAAGAUAAGAACUAUCGUUAUUGGAAGCUCGAGUGGUGGACAGAUGGCAUCUGCAGUGGCGCAAGCAGCUCCUCAGGGUACCAUUCACGGACUGCUACUGAGGUGUCCAGUCACAGCGGACAGAGCCAGUGGCGAGGAAUUUGUACCUGAAAAGUUACGUCCGUAUCACACAAGCGUGUCUGGAACGUUUAUCACAUCAUUGGGUGGAUAUUUACAACGGAACAAACCUAGGGAUGGCCUUGAGAAACUACCUCUUGAGGUUUCGGAAGAUGAGCUGAAGGGACACCCUCGUACUUGGAUUCAGCUGACUUCGAACGACCCCCUAUACUCGGAUGGGCUAUGCUAUGCCAUGAUUCUUAGGGAAGCAGGUAUCGAUGUCAAGGUUCAAGUGGAGGUGGGCUGGCCGCAUACCUUUUGGCUCAAGGCUCCUCACCUUGAUCAUGCCUUGACUUGCGAGAAACAUAUGCUGGACGGAUUUCGAUGGCUUCUCAAGUAGAAGAAGAUAGAUCGGAACACGGCAUGACUUUUCCGUUGCUUCCUAGCAUAUGAUAUUUUGAUCUGUUUUAUUAUUGUUCUCUCCAUUGCCACUUCUACCACCACAACAUGACCCAGUUAGCCCUUCAAACCCUCCAAUAUAGCAAGACAGUAAAAAAAAAAGGAAACAUAAUCCUUUAAGUGCAA
Messenger RNA from Fusarium verticillioides 7600, 1264 nucleotides. RefSeq lists its product as hypothetical. The transcript has a single exon. The record is from RefSeq and is a predicted model, not a curated record. Bases 69 to 1079 code for a protein of 336 amino acids. Gene Ontology annotation, molecular function: hydrolase activity. Lineage: Eukaryota; Fungi; Ascomycota; Sordariomycetes; Hypocreales; Nectriaceae.